AUGGGCAUCGGAGAGCAGCAAGAAGAACGGGAGACGCUUAAGUCGAUUUUUGCAAAUGAAAUUACAGAUAUUUCUGACACCGCAUAUCGAAUAUCGAUAACCUUGGAUGUCGCUGAUGCCGCAGGUGAUGAUGAUGAUGCAGAACCUCCCGUCCUCAUACUACAGGUUUCAUACCCGCCUCAAUAUCCAGACGUUGCUCCAGACCUCGAACUCUUCUCCCCUCCAAAUGCACCCAAACACCCCCACCUUGAGAUACAGGAAGACCGCGAUCGUCUUUUAGAGUCGUUGCAGACCACCAUUGAAGAAAAUAUGGGGAUGGCGAUGAUAUUUUCCCUUGUUGAUAUGUUAAAGGAGGGCGCAGAGCUGCUUAUUUCCGAGAGACAGGCCGCUGUUCAGGCAUUAAAGGAAAUGGAAGCUGCCAAGGCAGAAGAGGAAGAGAAUCGCAAAUUUCACGGCGCUGAAGUAACACGGGAGUCGUUUUUGGAGUGGAGGAGUAGGUUCCAGAAGGAGAUGGAGGAGUUGGAGCGAAGGAAACGAGAAGAGAGGGAGACGGAAGACAAGAAGAAGAAGUCUGUUGCAAAAGAGGAGAAGAGGCUUACAGGGAAAGAAUUGUGGGAGAGAGGACUGGUGGGUAAGGUGGACUAUGACGAAGAUGAUCUUGAUUCUCUCCCGACAGAUAUGGAAAAGGUGGAACUUGUAUCACUAUGA
Messenger RNA from Paracoccidioides brasiliensis Pb18, 708 nucleotides. RefSeq lists its product as uncharacterized. The coding region runs from base 1 to 708 and encodes 235 amino acids. Gene Ontology annotation, biological process: cytoplasmic translation. The transcript has 2 exons. The record is from RefSeq and is a predicted model, not a curated record. Gene Ontology annotation, molecular function: protein binding.